Molecule: messenger RNA, 2402 nt
Organism: Salvelinus namaycush (lake trout)
Lineage: Eukaryota; Metazoa; Chordata; Actinopteri; Salmoniformes; Salmonidae
Gene: ric8b
Product: RIC8 guanine nucleotide exchange factor B
Exons: 10
Coding region: 116-1732 (538 amino acids)
Biological process (GO): G protein-coupled receptor signaling pathway
Cellular component (GO): cytoplasm; plasma membrane
Molecular function (GO): guanyl-nucleotide exchange factor activity; G-protein alpha-subunit binding
Source: RefSeq, a predicted model, not a curated record
CUAUCUAUCUCUAUGAGCCAGCUGUGUCAGAUGAAUAGAGAGAAAUAGGGUGUCAUUUGUUCAGAAACUUACUCUAACGUUACAAUUAUUGAAUUGUCAUCGAAAUAUUUGAAUAAUGGAUUUAAACAGUAUCCUGUUGCAGCUUGAAACUGACAAUGAAGAGGACAUUGAAAGGCUUUUGCACCAGUACAACGGAGAGAAUAAUCUAACAUUCACCUUUGACCCAAAAGGGGAGGAUCUACGAAGUAGGCUGUGUCAGGGCCUACUGACUGUGCUGGGGAGGCAGGUUGGGCCCCGCUGUCAGAGUACCUGCCUGGAGACCCUCCGCAUUCUGUCCCGAGACAAGCGGGUCCUGGGCCCUGUGGGAACCCAGGAGGGCAUGCUGGUCCUGGCCGGGCUGGCACGGUUGCGGGGGGGAGCGGAAGGGGGUGACAGCCUGCAGGGGGAGGUCCAGAUAGAGGAAAAAGAGAGGGUAGUGGUGGAGGCCCUCAAGUGCCUGUGUAACGUGGUGUUCAACAGCGCAGCGGCGCAGCAGGUGGGCGCCGACGUGCAGCUGGCACGGGGUCUGUGUGCCCGCCUGCACGCCGCCCGCACUGGGCGCCACGAGGUGGGCCUGUUCUCUCUGCGCCUGCUCUUCCUGCUCUCUGCGCUCCGACCAGACGUCCGGGGGGCACUCCGGAGGGAGCUGCGUGCCGUGGGGCUCCUCAAAGAGGUGCUGGAGUGUACCCUGGAUGUACGCUGGGUGGGCCCCUACGAGGCGGCCCCUCCGGACUCCCAGGCCCUGCCCAUCCCUGCUGAAGACAACGAGAGGGCCAUGGAGGCCCUGAAAGCCCUGUUCAACCUCACGCUGUCUGACACUAGCGACGAGGAUGGUGACCACCAGCUCCGCCUCAUCACCGCCAUCAUGCGCCAUCUAUUGAUGCUAAAGACUCAGACAGAGGACAAAACAGAGGAAGCACACAGCCACGCGAUCAAUUUGCUUAGUAACCUGCCUGUGUCUUGUCUGGAUGUGCUGAUUGAUUUGCCCGUCCAGGGGGGCCAGGAGGAGUACAGCGGGAAGAACAUGGACAUUGUGCAGGUGCUACUGGACUUCAUGGAGAAGAGGAUAGACAAGCAGGGCGCCAACUACAAAGAGGGGCUGACCCCAGUUCUCAGCCUGCUGACCGAGGGCUCCAGGUACCACAGGGAGAUCCGCAGAUACAUCAAGACACAGGUGCUGCCCCCUCUGAAGGAGGUCAAGGUCCGGCCGGAGAUCGGGUCCACCGUCAGGAACAAGCUGGUGCGUCUCAUGACCCACGUGGACAUGGGUGUGAAGCAGAGCGCAGCAGAGUUCCUAUUUGUCCUCUGCAAAGAGAACGUGGACAACCUGUUGAAGUACACAGGGUAUGGUAACGCAGCAGGACUCCUGGUGGCUCGAGGCCUGCUGGCAGGGGGGCGAGGAGAGACAAAGUAUUCAGAUGACGAAGACUCCGACACUGAAGAGUACAAAUCGGCUAAACCUUUCAUCAACCCCAUCACGGGCCACGUGGAGGAACCCUUGCCUAACCCCAUAGAAGAGAUGACUGAGGAGCAGAAAGAGUACGAGGCCCAGGAACUAGUCAACAUGUUCGACAAGUUGUCAAGGCAGCAGCUGAUUAGGCCCAUGGGGGUGAGGCGGGAUGGCUCACUGGCGCCCCUAGAGGAGGCUCUGAGACAGCCCACGACUGACAGCUGCAGCUCAGACUCAGACUAGAGCCACUACCACCCCAGACCCCAUAUACCUAUAAUAGGCUGUGUCCAACACAGUUCCCCUUUCCUCACACCCCUGUCUGUCUGUCUUCUUCUGUCUGUCAGACUGACGGGACCUUGCCCCGGCCUUUCCUCACACCCCUGUCUGUCUGUCUGUCUUUGUCUGUCUGUCAGACUGAAGGGGCCUUGCCCCAUAGGCUGUUCUGUUCUCUAAAGCUGACUUAUGCCUGACUUGAUACGACACAGGAAAGGACAGGAUUAAGGUCGAGCACAUGUUCCGACCACACCAUUGUUACUACUUAAAUGUAUGUUUAUUUGAUGUACCAUUUCUCUGCUCAGUGUUCUCAAAUUUGAUAGAAUGGAAGAUUAGCUCUUAAUCAAAUUGUACUGUAAACUGUAUAGAUGUGAAUCACUGAAAGCAUGGUAGCCGGGGUGGGGUUUGACCAAAUUGUACUUGGAUAAGAAAUCAUUCCUUAGAUAUAAUUAUGUUGGUUUUGUAUUUUAUAUGUUGAAAGUGUCAAUAUUUAUAAGGAUGAGAAGUCUUUUUUCUUUUUUUUGUAACAUCUAGUGCUACGAUGAUCAGAGUAGUAGCCACUGGUUUUACAGUACCAGUCAAAAGUUUUUUCUUUAUUUUUAAUAUUUUCUACAUUGUAGAAUAAUAGAAGACAUCAAAA